Molecule: messenger RNA, 6584 nt
Organism: Hibiscus syriacus
Lineage: Eukaryota; Viridiplantae; Streptophyta; Magnoliopsida; Malvales; Malvaceae
Product: separase-like
Exons: 27
Coding region: 40-6576 (2178 amino acids)
Biological process (GO): proteolysis; meiotic chromosome separation
Cellular component (GO): nucleus; centrosome; cytoplasm
Molecular function (GO): cysteine-type endopeptidase activity
Source: RefSeq, a predicted model, not a curated record
UUAUUCCUAUCUUCGAACCUUUUUCCAUUUUCAUUCUCAAUGGCCACUCCAACUGAAUCGUCCAUCCUCUCCGAUCUACAGACCGCCGGCGAUUCCAAAAUCAUCCACUCACUGGUCUCUGACUACCUACGUCCCAUCUACACUCUCGCGAAUUCCAAAAAGAAGAAACCCGACGAAGCCGCCGUCCGCUCGCUCGCCAAACAGUUCUUGUCCUUCAUUUCCAAAUCCUUCCCGAUAAUCUACAAGCGCAUCUACAUACAAAACCCUACCGAACAACAGAAAUCCUCUCUCGGUGAUUUCUUCGAGACUUACCGACUUUGCAUAACAUGUCUUGAGUUCGUCUCUUCGCAGAUAGCCGGCGGCGCGCACUUGGUUCAGAUCCAGAGGUUGAAGCUCGUUUACUGUUUGCAUUCCUGGGGACGGUACGAUGAUGGAGAGAGCGAAGCACUCAGGGUUUUGGAGAGGCUUAGAGGGGAAGCUAAGUCAAAAGGUGAAGUUGUUCCGAAUAUCGAUGUUGCUGGCGGAGAUUCGAAGUUUGGAUCUAUUGUGGUCGAAGCAGUGGCUUCUGUAGUGAAAAAUGUGGCCAUGGGACACAGUAAAGAUUAUGGGAAAUAUGAAAGGGUUCUUGCUUUGGUGGAACAAGUGAGGCCUUGGUGCAGGGCAUUAGACUCCGACGUUGUUGAGAAAUCGCACAAUGUUCUUGUUACUUUUCUGGGCAGAUGCUGUCGGUUUUUGGUUGAGGAGAUUAAUCAUUUUGGCUUGGAGUUGGUACGACGGUUUUGCAUUGAAUGUUUGGCCGAGUAUGCUAGGUCAAUGAUGAAGGAUCAAGUUUAUAAGUUUACCCGCAGAAUAUGUUCCUCAUUGUUCUCGCUAGAGAGAACCAAUAGCUCAGUUCAGAUUGCCUUAGUAACGUUUUUGUUAGCAUCCACGUCCCGUGAAUGCAAGGUUGAUCUAGAUAAUAAUGCAAUAGAGUUUGUUGAACUUGUUGAUUACUGUGCCUAUAAAUGUCGAGCUGCUGGUGCAACUUUUUGUAGCACUCUAGCGAAACAUUUAAAUGACAUAGCAGGUGAUUUUCGUGAGGCUACAAUCCCUGUUGAUCUAAUAUUGAGGCUUUAUGCAAUUGGGCUAGAUUUUUCUGAGCACAAUGUUAAGCUGAAAUAUGAUAAUCGUACCACUUCCAAAGGUGCAGAAGAUGAUUCAGCUAUUGAUAUUUUGGUUCUUGAAAGGGAUAAGCUGCACACUUUGUCUGCUUUACUUGGAAAUUUCUGUAGCACUGGCAAAGUUGAGACUAGCUUAGCAUCUGACGUUGAAUGUAAAAAUUUUGUGGCCUGUGGAGAGAGAAAGGUUUAUCUACUGAUGUACCAUAAUACACUGAAAUUCUUGUGUCAGCCGCUUGCUGAACUAGUAAAUGCAGAGAAAAAACAGAUACUUGCUGAAACCAAAGCUUCAUCUGAUUCUAGCAACCUUUGCAUUAUCCAGGACGCCUUUUAUCAGUUCUGUGAUAGUUUCUUCUCUCUUGAAAGCUGUACAUCUGAAGCAAAGGGAGAAGGAUUUGAUGAUGAUGAAGUGUUGGUACCCAGUAUAAUUGUGGCCGGAUUUAUUGUUUCCAUCUGUACAAAGCUUAAUAUUCCGAAGAGUGUGGGUUACAUUAAGCAAAUAGUUGGCAGCAGUUGGAUUCAAUCUCAAGGGCUAAAAUACGUCUAUAUCUCUCUAUAUAAUAUUGGUGUUCUUGUGUACAGAAAUAAGCAGAUUGAAGAGGCAUUGAAGGCUUUAAAACUUUCUCAUAGAGCAUCAUGGACAAAUAUUCAGCUUCUCUGUGAGAUGUAUACUCAAAAGAAAAGUUCUGAUGAUCAUUUGUCAGAAGAUUCUAUUAAAGAUUUGGUUUCUGAUGCAUGUAGUAGAACUGCUUUUCUUUUGGAAGUUCUCCAUGCAUGUGGAAAUCUUAAGGUGGAAAGAAUUAUUGUGGAGAGCCUUGAAAACUGGUCCACUCUUGAAAAUUUGUUUAGACAGUUGUCAAGUCCUAUGCCUUUGAUAAGACAAUGGGUUAAGAUACAAUGUAAACUUCAUAAAAACAUGGAUUUAGAGGAUAGUGCUCCAACUUUAUGUUGUAUGCUGCUGUCUUCUUUGGAAGUGUCAAAGAGGGCAAUUGGCAAAAUUUUAGAGCAGGAGCUUAUUGCAUAUCAAGAAAUGACUCAUGUGUACCCAGAUUUUUGUCAGAGAAUGCAAAUGAAAGUUAUCGAUUUACUUAUGCAAGAUGAUUAUGACAUAAAAGAUAAUCCUUUACAGAGAGCAAAAAUUUUAAUUAGAAAGGGAAGAACACUAAGGGCUAAUGGGAUUGAAGCUUUAAAUGACUGUAUAUGGUGCUUGUCUGAAGCUAUAUCUAUUAUGAAGAACUUUUAUGGUGAAAAAUGUAAUGCUGGAACUCCAGCCUGCCAUCAAUUAGCUGCUGCGUAUGGCUUACUUGCACUAUGCACUCAGGAAGCUGAACCAAACUCCGAGGAAGUUUAUCAGCAUAUCUGUGCUGCCUUAAAUCUUUGGUCAAGGAUAUUCAUUCCUAAUAGUUGUUUCAUGGGCGAUGAGCUCAAAAUUGUGUCCGGAAACACACUGCAACUGCUAUAUAAUAUACUUGAUUUGCUAUCAGUGAAGGGUUACACAAAAUUACACUGCAACAUAUAUAAACUGAUAAUGAGAAUAUACAAACUGAACAAUGCAGAACUUGGAAAAUGUGCAGCCAACCUCUGGGAGUGUAGGCGGCUUAGUCAUGCACUCUGCGUUUCUCCGGUAAAUGAGUCAUUCAUCACAAAUUUAUCUGAGCAGUGUGGAGAAAGUUCCAAAACUGUUGAUUUCUGGAUAAAAUGUUUAAGUGGGUCCCAACCAGGGCUUAUUGCGUUCCAACAGAACAUCACAUGCUUCUUUAACAAUUGCAUCCAAGGCUUGAAAAAUGAUGAAAGCAAUUCACAAUCAGCUGUGUCAGCUAACAAUAUAAAUUUGGUUGUUUCUGAACUCAUUGCAAGUGAUCCUGUGCGUAGUUAUUCGCUCUUCCUUGCGGGGUAUCUCUACUAUGAUUUGUGUGAAAGACACAUCUCCAGUGGACGGUUAUUUGAGGGUCUUUCAUAUGCAAAAGAAGCUUUUCGACUGCGGAGUCAACUUUUCAAAAGAAAAUUUACAUUCUCGAUUAAGGAGGAAUCUGGUGACAAUUGUGAAAUUGCUCAGAAGGCUAUAAAUGGUCCAAAGAAUCUUCAAGUGCACAGAAUAGUUGCUAGUGAAGUCUGGUCUUUUGACAGCUCUUCAUCAAACCUGUGUAGCUGUUAUCUUAGUCCAUGGAACGUGCUUCAAUGUUAUCUUGAAAGCAUUCUUCAGGUUGGAUGUAUUAAUGAAAUGGCUGGAAAUGGGGUUGAGGCUGAAUCUUUCCUAUUAUGGGGAAAAAGUAUAUCCUGUUCACAGAGCUUACCACUAUUUGAAGCUACUUUUUCUUCUAUCUUGGGGAAAUUAUAUCGAAAGAAACAACUAUGGAAUUUUGCGGAGCAGGAACUGCAAGGUGCCAAAAGAAUUCUGGUAGAUAGUAGUAGCAGUUAUUCCUGCAUAAGAUGCAGAUUGAUGUUGGAAGGUAAUCUUGACCAGCAACUUGGUGAUUUAUUCCGUAAUCUUUCAGAUAGUGAUGUCAUAAAUGACCCGAAAGAGAAAUUAUCUCAUGCUGAAGUUUUGUAUAAGUCAGCCCUUGAGAAAUUAAAUCAUUCUCAGUGGAAAAAUAUCAUUAGUGAUGAAGAAAGUACGGAGGACCUGGUGAUAAGAACUGCUAUAAUAAGUGGUGAAUAUGUUGCUGGCAAUGCUGUUUCUAAACCAGAUGCAAUAGGUGCCAGAAAGGGUAGGAAAACUAAGAAUGUAUCCAAACCUGCGGUGAAGGAGCAACAAGUAAUACCUGAACAAAGUUCAAGGGUAACUCGCUCUAGAUAUCGAUCUACUCAAAACCAAAGCAUUAGCAGUACUGGUGAAGUGCAAGUUGGGCGUUCAAAACACUCAAAUGAUAAUGUUGUGUCCAAAGUCUCUGAUACUUGUUGGGAAAAGGAGUCACCACUCUUGGGUAAAGAAAGCUAUAUGGAUGAAUCGAAAAGUGAAACUACAUGCAUUUGUAAGCGAACCAAGUGUUGGCAGUGCCUUCCUGCUGAGAUUAUGAAAUCUGGGUUACUGAUCAACUUCAUAAAUAUCAAAUGGGAGUAUGCCCGCAGGAAACUUUUGGCGAGGAUACUUACUGGUAUAGGAAAAUGCUUGGGGUAUCGUGAUCAGACACAUGAAAUACACAAAGUUAUUUGGCAAAGCAUAUCUGUCCUAGUCAGCAGAAAUGCGUAUACACAGACUUGUUGCUCUGCUCGAGGAUCUUUCUUUCUUGAUUUGAUUGGAAGGGAAAUCAUUGGAGAUACUUUUGCUGUUGAACGUGCAGCAAUCCUAUACAGUAUAGGUUGGAUAACUGUGAAAAGCUUCCAUUCCAAAGGUACCAGGAUUUUAUGCUGUGAUCUUUCCAAAGUUCAGUUAUCAAAAAUGAUACACUGGCUGAAGCUAGCAUUUGUACUCAGCUGUGAGGUUCCUCUACUUUUCAAAAAGGUUUCCAGAUUGCUUUCUGCAGUAUAUCUGAUUUCUGCCACUAAUGAGCAUUUCACUUUGCCAUCUUGCAAAGCACUUUCUGAAAGUCAUUGGGCUUCAUAUUUUCAUCAAGCUUCACUUGGGACACAUCUUAAUAAUCAAUUCUUUCCUAGUACCUCUGGGAGAUCUAAUACUCAACAUUUUGUAGAUUCUGGGGACUUGCAUGCAACUGGUUCAUCUUGCCCACAUACUGAGACAUCCACCUUAAGGCUUGCUCCGGAGUCAGUUGAUGAUCUUGAGCAAUUUGUGAUGAACUUUUAUGAGGGCCUUCCUUCCACCACCAUCAUCUGUAUAAGUUUGCUUGGCCAUGCUUAUACCAGCCUAUUGCAAGAAUUGCUACUUGACCCUUCUUCAAUUCAUGCAUGGAUGCUGUUGUCACGGCUGAAUUCCAAGAAUCAACCUAUUGUUUUGCUUUUGCCUCUGGAUUCAGUUUUAGAAGAAGUUUCAGAAGAUGCUGCUCCUAAUGAUGAGAAUGCAAGAGCUUGCCAGGAAUUACGUCAGCGGAUGUAUUCAGGUAAAAAGUGGCAUUGUCCGUGGGGUUCCGCUGUGGUUGAUAAUGUAGCUCCAGCAUUUAAAGUGAUAUUGGAAGAGAACUACGUGACAUCUUCUGGCUGUCCUUUAGAAGAUACUAAAAGUACUAGGUCUUUGUGGUGGACGAUAAGAAAGAAGGUUGAUCACCAACUUGGUAAGCUGUUGAGUAAUUUAGAAGAUUCAUGGUUGGGCCCAUGGAAGCAUGUGCUUCUCGGGGACUGUGUGGAGUGUGAAAAUUUGAACACUGAGCAUAAGAAGCUGGUGCGGAAUCUGAAAUCUAAAUGCAAAAUGGGCAUAAACGAGAGUUACCUCAAACUUGUUCUUGGAGCUGCUAAGUUUGAUAUUGAAGAAGUGUGUCUCUCAAAGCAGUGUUUGCAAAAGGGAUGCUACAUUGGCAUGCUUGAACAUCACACAGAAGAAGAUUGCGGAUCUAAUGACAUUGAUAACGUGUCUACAUUGGCUUCUCGACUAAUACAUGAAGUGGCGAAUGAGCUUCAUUGGGAGGACACAUUCUCUAGGGAACCAAUAAUUUUGAUAUUGGACUUGGAUGUCCAGAUGCUUCCCUGGGAAAGUAUACCAAUUCUAAGACAACAGGAGGUUUAUCGAAUGCCUUCUGUAGGCAGUAUCUCCAUUUUACUUGAGAGAAGUCGUCGUCAUGAUGAGUCACUUAGUAGGAAUGCUGCUGUUGUCCCUCUAAUAGAUCCCUUGGACGCAUUUUAUUUGUUAAACCCCAGUGGUGAUCUUAGAAGCACACAAGCUGAAUUCGAGAACUGGUUUAGGGAUCAGAAAUUCGAGGGAAAGGCCGGGAUUGUGCCUACAGCUGAAGAACUUGUUACAGCCUUGAAAAGUCAUGACCUUUACUUAUAUUUCGGUCAUGGAAGCGGAGAGCAAUAUGUUUCCAAAGAUGACAUUCAGGGACUGGAGAAGUGUGCUGCCUCAGUGUUAAUGGGCUGCAGCAGUGGGUCACUGAGGCUUAACGGAUGCUAUGCUCCACGAGGUGUUUCACUAUCCUAUAUACAAGCCGGUUCUCCCGUUACAAUUGCCAACUUGUGGGAAGUAACAGACAAGGACAUUGACCGGUUCGGGAAGGCCGUGCUCCAUGCUUGGUUAAGAGAAAGAAUGGAUGUAGCAGAAGAUUGUUCCCAGUGCAACCAACUAUUGAAAGAAUUCGAGGCGAUGAAAAUAAGGGGAGGCGGCCGUAAAGGCAAUUCGAAAAAGAAAGGAGCAAGCAGCAAUUUGGUCGAGACGGAAAACAAUGGUUCAGCGGGUGAUGUAUGUGAACACAGGGCAAUGAUUGGGUCAUUUGUUGGUAAGGCCAGAGAGAGUUGCACCCUCCCCUUCUUGAAUGGGGCCGCACCAGUUUGUUAUGGUGUCCCGACAGGCAUUGUUCGAAAGAGACCACUGUAACCGUGUAA